Molecule: messenger RNA, 1136 nt
Organism: Hyposmocoma kahamanoa
Lineage: Eukaryota; Metazoa; Arthropoda; Insecta; Lepidoptera; Cosmopterigidae
Exons: 4
Coding region: 40-1008 (322 amino acids)
Source: RefSeq, a predicted model, not a curated record
AAAAGCGCAUUCGUGUAAUUUGGACAAAUUUAAAUCACAAUGGCCGACGACGAGGAGACUGAGAAGAAGAAGAAGAAAAAAAGCUCAAAAUACAGCUACACCUUUGGGGAUGUAUACCCAGGUGUAGUACUUGGGCACAAAUAUUGCAAUUCAAUGCUAAGCCAGCCAGGCUACCCAGUGCCAUAUAAUAUGGGAUGGCUUUGGACCGCACAAGAUGUUCCCGGUUUAAAGCCACGGCGAGGUUGGUCACCAGGUAUGAUUGGCAAGAGUGUGGCAAAGCUUAUGACCUUUAAAUGUCCACGAGGAGGGCAAGAUAGAGAUAAGAAGAAGAAAAAGAGGAGGACGGCAGGUGCAGGUGCUCAGCAGGGCGGAGGGGACUCGGAAGCCGACGAACCUUUGCAACCGAAACCAACCUUGCGAGUGCAGAGGAAAGGCGAUGUGUUUACUAUACAGGUAAAUCCAUUGAAAGAUCUGACAGAUAUAAAGCCAAAUGAAGACCCUUACGUAGAUUGUGACCCGAUGGUUUUCAAGAUUAUCAAAAAACGUAGCCCGGAAGAGCGAGCGAAAGUGGAAGCUAGGAAAAUGGUGAAGUUAAAAAAGCAACGUGAUGCUGAAAUACGGAAGGCUCUAGCGGAAGCCGUGGAAGACAUCUGCAAAUGUGCUUACAUGGACGUCUAUUGUAACGAUCUCUCUGCGAUAGACAAAGUGAUCGACAGUUGUCCCGCGUUCAAAGAGCCUGAUUGUGUUUGCGCUGAAGAAUCUCUCAGCUCACUGUCCAGCAACGCAACAUGGGACAUUGAAUACACUCCACCGUUUGGAUGCUUCGACUUGGCUCCACGCAGAAGGAAAAACUUUAUUCACGUUGAAACCCAAUACCUACCGGCGGACGCUGGCAUCGAAGAAACGCAAAAACCAUGUAGAAAGCCCUGUAUAAUAUUGAAGCAUAAACCACGUACCAGAAGAGGUUUAUGUAAUAGGAAUUGUCAGCCCUGUCGUGCGUGUCAUUGAUACUAUCAAGUGAAAUUUUGAUAUGAAAAUUGAAAGUGUUUAGCCUAGAUAAUUUAUAGCUAUAAAUUGUUUUGUUGUAUUGAAAAUCAAAGACCCCAAGUUUCGUGGUAAAAUUUCAGAUCGUGUUU